This is a messenger RNA of Camellia sinensis, 1590 nucleotides long. Its product is annotated as high mobility group B protein 9. Gene Ontology annotation, molecular function: DNA binding. NCBI's taxonomy places the organism in Eukaryota, Viridiplantae, Streptophyta, Magnoliopsida, Ericales, Theaceae. The record is from RefSeq and is a predicted model, not a curated record.
AGACCCAGACACACAGAGAGAAAGACAGAGAGAGUGAGAGAGAGCAGGUGCUUCUUCAACAAUCAAAGUGCAUGUCAACGUUUGGAGAGAGAAAGAAAAACCCAGAUAGAUAUAUAUAUAUAUUACACUUUAUAGCUCCUACAUUUGUCAGACUUUUCAAGGGACACUUUCAACAACAAUACGCAGCGACACAGCCCAACACCAGAGAGAGAGAGAGAGUAGUCAUUUAUGAAGGUUUGCCGGUGAAAAAUUAAAUGACCAUUAGCAAAUAGUUCAGUCCUUUUGCCCCCCAUAUAGAGAGAGAAAAAGAGAGAGAGAGAGAGAAAAGGGUCAGAAAGUGCCAAAAAUUCUAUAACCGUAGACUUCACACGCGUCUCUCACCAUCUUCUUUUUGAUUCUCGCUUUGCUCAGACUUUUACCUCCUCUUAAUUACAAUCUUAUCUUCCAAAUCUCACGUCUUUAUCAUCAUCUUUUUUUUCACUUCUCUCUUCACUGUCAACCCAUCUUUGUACUUUCUUGAUUUUCCGGCGAAGUCGCCGGUGAUUCAAUGUCGUCGACGGCGAUGAUCACGGCGGAGGGCAGCCGCUAUCCUCCGCCUCUCGCCUCCCAUGACGACGUCGUCAAAGACCCCACUCUUUUCUGGGACACUCUCCGUAACUUUCACUCUCAACUGGGUACCAAAUAUAUGGUACCUGUGAUUGGAGGGAAGGAGCUGAACUUACAUGUUUUGUAUGUAGAGGUGACCAACAGGGGUGGUUAUGACAAGGUUGUGUCGGAGAAGAAAUGGAGGGAAAUAGGCUCAGUUUUCAAGUUUUCUGCAACAACCACAAGUGCUUCAUAUGCUUUGAGAAAACACUAUUCUAGUCUUCUUCAUCAUUAUGAACAGGUUUACUUCUUUAAGCUGCAAGGUCCCUUGAUUUCCACAUCUUCAGCAGCUAUUGGGACAAUUGAUGGGAAAUUUGACUGUGGGUAUUUGGUGUCUGUGAAAGUGGGUUCUGAGAUUCUAAAUGGAGUUCUCUACUAUCCAGGCCAACCUGGCUCGUCUUCUAUGUCAACUAGCCAACCUUGUACUGCCAUCAUUCCAUACACUGCUAAGCAUGCCCAUUCAGGUCGGAGGAGCAGAAGAAGAAGGGGUGGUGAUCCCAACCGCCCGAAACCCAAUAGGAGCGGUUACAACUUCUUCUUUGCUGAAAAACAUUCCAUGCUCAAAUCUCUCUACCCAGAAAGAGAGAGGGAAUUCACCAAAAUGAUAGGUGAGUCGUGGACCAAUCUCAGCCAAGAAGAGAGGACGGUUUAUCAAAACCAUGGGUUGAAGGACAAAGAAAGAUACCAAAGAGAAAUGAAUGAAUACAAAGAGAGAAUAAAGCUCAGGCAACAAAAAGCCGAGGAAACAGCCGCUGGUGGUGGUGCUGGUGCUGGUGGCUAUUAUGCUCAAGCAGAAUAGCCCAGCACAGAAGACUAAAGGAGCAUAGCCUGAUACACAUGUUUUCUGUGUUGCAACGCAUGUAAAAUGUUUUUUAUGAAUCUGUUUGUGACUUCUAAAGUAACUUAUCUUGAGCUAUAGAAAGGUGAUAAAUACACAUUUGGAUA